AUGACCACCCUCUCCCCCGAAAACAGCAUCUCUGCCAGGCAGUCGGCCUCCUUCAUCUUGGUGAAGAGAAAGCCCCCCAUUGACAAGACGGAAUGGGAUGGCUUCUUUGAUGAGAACGGUCAGCUGUCCAAAUCACGAGACUUCAUUUGUGUUAACAUCCUGGAAAGGGGUCUGCACCCAUUUGUGAGGACGGAAGCCUGGAAGUUCCUCACAGGCUACUACUCAUGGCAGAGUUCCCAGGAUGAGCGGCUCACAGUGGACAGCACAAGGAGGAAGAACUAUGAGGCCUUAUGCCAGAUGUACGAGAAGAUUCAGCCCCUCCUGGAAAACCUACACCGGAACUUCAUAGAGACUCGGAAUAACAUUGCAUACGACAUCCAGAAACUCUAUGACAAAGACCCCCUGGGCAAUGUCCUUAUCGACAAGAAGAAGCUGGAGAAGAUCCUGCUCCUGAGUUAUGUCUGCAACACUCAGGCAGAGUACCAGCAGGGCUUCCAUGAGAUGGUGAUGCUUUUCCAGCUGAUGGUGGAACAUGACCACGAGACCUUCUGGCUUUUCCAGUUCUUCCUGCAGAAAACGGAGCACAGCUGUGUCAUCAACAUCGGGGUGGGCAAGAACCUGGAUGUGCUCAACAACCUGAUCAACUUCCUGGACCCCAUGUUUGCUGAGCACCUAAAAGAGAAGGGUGCGGGGGCUGUGCAGUCCCUCUUCCCCUGGUUCUGCCUCUGCUUCCAGCAUGCCUUCAAGUCCUUCGACGACGUCUGGAGGCUCUGGGAGGUACUGCUCUCAGGGAAGCCGUGCAGAAACUUCCAGGUGCUGGUGGCCUACAGCCUGCUGCAGAUGGUGCGCGAGCGGGUGCUGCAGGAGAGCAUGACUGGCGACGACAUCCUCCUGGCCUGCAAUAACCUCAUCGAUCUUGAUGCCGAUGAGCUGAUCUCUGCAGCCUGCCUGGUUUAUGCUGAGCUCAUCCAGAAGGAUGUUCCUCAGCCAUUACAGGAUUUCUUUCUCUGA
This is a messenger RNA of Diceros bicornis minor, 1011 nucleotides long. RefSeq names its product TBC1 domain family member 21 (gene TBC1D21). NCBI's taxonomy places the organism in Eukaryota, Metazoa, Chordata, Mammalia, Perissodactyla, Rhinocerotidae. The transcript is spliced from 11 exons. Gene Ontology annotation, molecular function: GTPase activator activity. Bases 1 to 1011 code for a protein of 336 amino acids. Gene Ontology annotation, biological process: activation of GTPase activity. The record is from RefSeq and is a predicted model, not a curated record.